Messenger RNA from Esox lucius (northern pike), 2730 nucleotides. It is a transcript of the gene tent5d, whose product is annotated as terminal nucleotidyltransferase 5D. The transcript has 6 exons. The coding region runs from base 1025 to 2260 and encodes 411 amino acids. Gene Ontology annotation, molecular function: RNA binding; poly(A) RNA polymerase activity. Gene Ontology annotation, biological process: mRNA stabilization. Lineage: Eukaryota; Metazoa; Chordata; Actinopteri; Esociformes; Esocidae. The record is from RefSeq and is a predicted model, not a curated record.
GUGAGUUCUGUGUGUGGGUGUGUUUGAUCUGUGAGUUCUGUGUGUGGGUGUGUGUGAUCCAGGUCUAUGUAUGCAAAAUGUUAAGGUUAGCUUAAGGUAAGGGUUAUGAUUAGACUUAGGGGAUUUAGAUUUACAAUCGGUUGUCUGGUCCUUACAAGGGGACAGAACCCUUGUGUGUUUAGGGGUGUGAGUGCAGACUAAAUGUUAAAGGACACUAUUGAUUAACUGUUUUCAAUUUAAUGACCACGUAUAGAAGAACCAAUUACAGAUCAAUAAGUUAUUGAUAGAUCAUUUAUAGAUCUACGCUUAGCCUAAUCAAUGUGUAUAUGAUAUCAUCUGUACCAACCUCUGGACAUUACAAUUAUGUCCAUGUUUACUCAUGUUUCCUAACACGUCACGUGUUUAUAUGCUCUCCUGCAACUGGUCUAAACGCGUUCGUUCUAUUCUGUGCUACGGUGAGAAUCUGUUUACCGCACAGACUCAUUCAGCUGCACGCGCACGGUGCACGCUGCACGCACAUCAUCCCUGACACUUGUUAUAGCGCACGCUGCCUGCCCCCGCGAUGUUGCUGUGGUGGUGUUGGAGGCUGGACCAUCGGUAAAACGUGAUGACGACAGGUUGCCAUGGAUAUUGCCUUACGCUGCUCGGUUCAUUACCGGCUCCCUGGUCGAGAAAACAGGACAGAAAAUAGUUUUCUUUGAGUACCGAGCGCCAAAGAGACAGCUCACAUACCCACGCGCACCCUUGACCAACGCACUUUCGGAACCGACCGGCCAAGACAAACAAACGGACCGGACUUUAUCAAUCAAAUUGAGUAAAUUAGUUGAGAAGCAAGAUACACUUUAUUAAUUAACGAAGACAUCUAGAGACACUUCAAAAUAGACAUGAAAUACUUUCUGUAUUGAACCGAGUGGACAGACGGACUGAAGCAGAGGCUGACGUAGACGUAACCUUAACCCCAGACAGGGUAAAGAAUAAAGCAAGACAGUCUCCUAUCUUCUAGUACCAGAUCCAGGCCACCAGAAUGUCUAAGUCAGGUGAUGGUAACAGUAGUGGAGGUACCGGUUCUCUGCAACGGUUCCACAGCCUUUCUGCAGAACAAAUUAAGGUUCUAGAUCAGGUUCUGUCUGAGAUCGUUCCGAUCCACGGUCGCGGGAACUUCCCCACGCUGGAGCUACGUCCUCGCGACAUCAUAGCUGCUGUUCGAUCACAGCUGCAGGCCCGAGGCAUUGGGGUCCGUGACGUGCGUCUGAAUGGGUCGACUGCAAGCCAUGUUCUGAUCCGAGACAGUGGAACGUGCUAUAAAGACCUGGACAUCAUCUUUGGAGUCGACCUGCCCCGACACGAGGACUUCAUGGUAAUUAAGGAGGUGGUUUUGGGCUGUUUGUUGGACUUCCUGCCUCCAGGUGUGAACAGGGAGAAAAUCAGCAGUGCCACUCUGAAGGAGGCAUAUGUCCAGAAGAUGGUCAAGGUGUUUAGUGAUCAGGAUCGCUGGUCUCUAAUCUCCCUUAGCAACAACAGUGGGAAAAACCUGGAGCUGAAGUUUGUGUCUGUGCUGCGCCGGCAAUUUGAGUUCAGUGUUGACUCCUUUCAGAUUAUUCUGGACAGCAUGCUUGAUGCAUACCUCCGAGAGGAGGACCCUGCUGAAGAGACCUUUGCACCAACUCCUGCUAUCGAGGUCCUGGCAGAGAGUAUGUACGGGGACUUUCAGGCAGCAAUGGAGCACCUGCGUUACCGUCUCAUUGCCACCAGGAACCCAGAGGAGAUCCGAGGAGGAGGACUGCUGAAGUACAGCAACCUGUUGGUCCGGGAGUACCAGCCAGCCAGCCACACUGAGAUAAAGACCCUCGAGAGGUACAUGUGCUCACGAUUCUUCAUCGACUUCCCUGGCGUCAUGGAGCAGCAGAGGAAGAUCCAAUCGUAUCUGAGGAACCAUUUCAUUGGCGAGGAGAGGACCAAGUACCAGUACCUGAUGACACUGCGCCGGGUGGUCAAUGACUCUACAGUGUGCUUGAUGGAACACGAGAGGCGCCAGACCCUCAACAUGAUCACAGUGCUGGCACUGAGGAUUCUGGGUGAACAGAAUGUGAUUCCCAACACAGACCAUGUGACAUGCUUUUACCAGCCAGCCCCCUACUUGACUGAUCACAGCGCCCCCUACAUGGCUGAACACAGUUACUGCAGCUAUUACCUUCCUCAGGGGAGCUCCACCCUGCUUUACCAGCCCUACCCACUACACACACAGACUGGGCUUGUCUGACACACACAACAUGUUUCUAAGACUAUUGAUUAAAAAUAUUUAAUAGAAAACCUCUAAAACCUCUAAAUCUAACCCUAACACCAACCCUAACCCAAAACCAUAAACAUAACUCAUAAGCCUAGUUAAAACAUUUAGAAAACUCGGAACUUACAAAUGUCUUUUAUAUUAACCAUAUUUAAUGUUUUCAUGUCCUUGGGUCGACAGGUAGCCUUGCUCUUGUCUGACCAGUAACCAGAAGGUUGCUGGAUACAAUCCAGAGCCAGUAAAGUGAAAAGUGUUUUAUUGUGUCCUUGAGGAGUACGAUAACCCUCAUUGCUCUUGUCAUUGUGUUUGAUGAAAAGGUAAAAUAACAAAUCUAAAUUAAAUAAUACAUAAAUAUGGAACGAGAUAUGCGAGAUGAUAUGCAUGUUACAGCCUUUUAUUGUGUAACAUGUUACUACAAACAAGUUGUAUUGUUGUUACAGCAAACG